Molecule: messenger RNA, 2416 nt
Organism: Solanum dulcamara
Lineage: Eukaryota; Viridiplantae; Streptophyta; Magnoliopsida; Solanales; Solanaceae
Product: zinc finger BED domain-containing protein RICESLEEPER 1-like
Exons: 4
Coding region: 189-1925 (578 amino acids)
Molecular function (GO): protein dimerization activity; DNA binding
Source: RefSeq, a predicted model, not a curated record
AGUGUUUAUAAUAGACCCCCGGAUCAAGAAAAUAACAUGAGUGAAUACAAAUCAUUUUGAAAAAGUGUUUGGAAUGGAGGAAAAUGUUUCUCUCAAAGCUUGUAUUUUUAAAAAUUUUUUUUUAGCCCCAAGAUUCUCUUUUGAACUUUUAUUUCAAGUGUAAAAAGCAAAAGGUUUAUGAACCAGAAAUGAGUGACGCGAAGCGGAAAACACUCUGUGACUUCUUUCCUAGAUCUGAUGUACCAACAAAGGGGAAAAGUCAUGACUGUGGACCAAGAAAUGCAAAUCCGAGGAACGUGAGCAGAAGUAAUUUAGGAAAGGAGCAUGUUGUCAAUGAAGAAACAGCUUAUCGUACUAUGGCAAAGUUUUUCUGUCAAUCCGGUACAUCUCCAAAGUCAGUAGAAGGCUUGCGCUUCAAAAAAUUAAUUGCCUAUCUUAAUCCAAAAUUUUGUCCUUCAUCUGCCAUUCUUUCACAUUAUUGCUUGGAAUUGUAUGAGGAAGAGAAAGCAAAAGUUAAUUUUUUUUUGAGAAGCUUGAAUGGACAAGUUAGCCUAUCAGUUGAGAGGCUAGUUUAUAACAAAUUCAAUGACCCUGGCUACUGUCAUACCUCAGAUUGUGAGGAAACUUAUUUUGAUUUCAUUUGCUUAAGAGUUCAUUUCAUUGAUGAUGACUGGAAGCUAAGAAGUUGGGUUGUUAGCUUUAGGUCUUUUGAUGCGUAUGAUGAUUAUGUAGGUGAGACAAUUCAGUGCCUUUCAGAUUUUGGUAUUGAAGAUAAGGUAUGUGCUGUCACUGUGCAUAGCUAUCUGGACUUUGAUGAGGUUAUUGAUGUCAUUAAAAGUAAACUUCAUGAAAAAAAGAGACUCCAGCUAGAUGGACAAUUGUUUCGUGUACCUUGUUGUGCAGACAUUUUCAGUUCAAUGGUGAAAAGAGCAUUUGGGAUGAUAGAGGGUUUAAUCAGUGACAUUCGUCUCAUAGUAUGUUGGGGCAAAUCACUACCAGUGUGGAAUGUGACAUUUCAUAAGCUACAGGAAGCAUUGGAGUUGGAGUCUAAAGGAGAAUACUUGAAAACAGAUGAUUAUAAGGGUUUUUAUAUACCUUCUCCCCAAGAGUGGGAGAAAGUUAGGGGAGUAUGUAAACUUGUAGGACAUGUCUAUACUGCAGCAGAAGUGUUAUUUAUGGCAAAAUGUCCCACUGCAGGCCUCUACUUCCACAAUCUUAAUAAGCUUCGAUUUGAUUUGAUGAAAGAUUCUGCGAGUUCAGAUGAAUUUACUAGAAAUUUAGCCAAUAGUAUGUUGGAAAAGUUUGACAAGUAUUGGAGGAACAUGUAUUUGGUGUUCGCUCUAGCUACUAUUAUGGAUCCACGCUACAAAGUGAAGUACCUAGAGUUCUGUUUCUUGAAGUAUAAAGGUAAUGAUCAUUCACUGCUACCAUCUAUCUUCGAGUCCAUCCGAAGCCUUCUCCAUGACUAUGUGAUGCACAAGUCCUCAAUGGAGUAUCCUAUCAGCAAUUCAGGUUCUGACGAUUCUGUUACGGGUGAAGAUCUCCUUGAACCGAUGGAAAUUCUUGAUGACCCUAGUUUUGGAUUUGACUGUUCAGAUGAGUUUAGCAAAUUCAUCCAAACAACUAGUCAGCCGCCAAAAUCAGAACUUGACUGCUAUCUGGAAGAACCUAUUGUACCUUGGACCAAGAACUUUGAUGUGUUGAGUUGGUGGAAAGCUGCUAGCCCCAGAUAUCCUGCCCUAUCAAAUUUAGCUCGUGAUCUUUUGUCAAGACAAUUGUCUCUUGUUACAGGCUAUGAUGCUUAUUUCACCAAUGUGUGUGAACCUGAUAGAAAUAUUACAUCCAUGGAGUCAGAUUUAGUGAAUGCCUUGAUGUCUACAAAAAGCUGGUUUGACAAACAGCUUCGUAAUUCCGAUGAAAGCUGAGGGAUCUGUGGUGCAGAAUAAUGGAGUUGAGAGUAACUUUCUUUUUUGCUGGAAGUUUGAGAUUCCAAGAAGCCAAUCAUCAGGAUCACUUCCUAUUUGAAACAGCCAGAAACUUUUAUGGUAAUUGGGAUGUAUAUAUAGUAGAAAUCUACCUAGUCUAUUGUGUUAUGUGGGAUGUUAGCUACUCAUAGUAUAUAUUAUUGUAGCUAGUUCUUUUGUCUGUCUACUCCUUCACCCGGAUAAGGUGCAUAGAAUCUUUUGUUUCUUCAAAUCCUGAGUGAGAAGUAUCAAUAUGGAGAAAAUCCUCGAGAAGUAUUCAGCAGAGGAUAAAAUCUUUUGUUUACCCCUCCCAGAGCUUCCAACUUUUUUGCUUCCUUGAUGACUCGAAUCCUGGAGGAUGCUUACUAUUUGAGCAACCCCCUCUCAUCAACAAAUGAUAAUUUGAAGGAUGAAUAUGAACCUAUCUUGCUUUGGUAUCUGAUUUAGGUUAA